Messenger RNA from Letharia columbiana, 270 nucleotides. RefSeq lists its product as uncharacterized. The record is from RefSeq and is a predicted model, not a curated record. The transcript is spliced from 2 exons. Lineage: Eukaryota; Fungi; Ascomycota; Lecanoromycetes; Lecanorales; Parmeliaceae. Gene Ontology annotation, molecular function: transcription coactivator activity; DNA binding. The coding region runs from base 1 to 270 and encodes 89 amino acids. Gene Ontology annotation, biological process: positive regulation of transcription initiation by RNA polymerase II.
AUGAUUAAUAUACGGGAGUACUACGAGAAGGAUGGGGAGAGUUUGCCGGGGAAGAAGGGCAUCUCCCUCCCUGUCGAACAAUUCAAUACCCUGAUCAAGCUCCUCCCGCACAUCGAGACCGUGUUGGCGGAGAAAGGCCAGAGUGUCGAACGACCUGAUUAUAGCGGCGCGGGUGCGUCGGCGGCUAUGGACGAGGACGGUGACGAGGAGGAUGAAGAGGUGGAGGGCAACGGGAAGAAGAAUUUCGAGGAGACGAGUGACGAUGAGUGA